This is a messenger RNA of Polistes canadensis, 1505 nucleotides long. It is a transcript of the gene Cdk7, whose product is annotated as cyclin-dependent kinase 7. The transcript is spliced from 5 exons. Bases 381 to 1397 code for a protein of 338 amino acids. Gene Ontology annotation, biological process: positive regulation of transcription by RNA polymerase II; protein phosphorylation. The record is from RefSeq and is a predicted model, not a curated record. Gene Ontology annotation, molecular function: ATP binding; RNA polymerase II CTD heptapeptide repeat kinase activity; cyclin-dependent protein serine/threonine kinase activity. Gene Ontology annotation, cellular component: transcription factor TFIIH holo complex; cytoplasm; transcription factor TFIIK complex. Lineage: Eukaryota; Metazoa; Arthropoda; Insecta; Hymenoptera; Vespidae.
AAUGACUGAAUAUCAAAUACGAUAAUUAUCCACGAGGGCGGCGGUGAUGUUCUUAAGUUUAGAUUUAAGUACGUGUGAUUUUAUAAAUAAACAAUUGAAAUUAAUAGUUGUCUUUGAUGUUUUUGUUUUAAUUACUAUUUUUUAAAAUCAGACCAAGCGACUAGACGCGCUCUCUAGUGGCAAUAGAAAUCAUUGUUUCAUUGUGAAUAUUUAAUUGUAGCCACAUUUACAACACGGCGAUCGUAUAUACAACGGAGCUUUAUACAGGAUCCAUGGUGUAUAGGCUCCAUGCAUUUGCAUCUCACGAGUUUAACAAUAUAAAACUCGUGUAAUUUGUGCAAUGCUGAAUCAAGUAAAGAUUACCUUAGUGUAUUAUAGCAAUGGCUGAAAAAUUGCGGAGAUAUGAAAAAAUCGAUUUUCUUGGAGAGGGACAGUUUGCGACUGUUUACAAAGCAAAGGAUGUAAAAACAGGAAAAAUUGUUGCCGUUAAAAAGAUCAAAGUCGGUAGUCGUGCAGAAGCUAGAGAUGGGAUAAAUAGAACUGCGUUGAGAGAAAUAAAGCUUUUACAAGAAUUGAAACAUGAUAACGUGAUUGGAUUAUUGGAUGUCUUCGGUUAUAAAUCCAAUGUUUCAUUAGUAUUCGAUUUCAUGGAUACAGAUUUAGAAGUAAUAAUAAAAGACAGCAAUAUUGUCUUAACACCUCCGCAUAUAAAAGCGUAUAUGAUUCAAACUCUUCAAGGUUUAGAUUAUUUACAUUUUAAUUGGAUACUUCAUAGAGAUUUGAAACCUAAUAAUUUAUUGGUUACGUCUGAGGGAGUCUUAAAAAUAGGUGAUUUUGGAUUAGCCAAAUUUUUUGGUUCCCCUAAUAGAAUAAAUACUCAUCAGGUGGUAACUAGAUGGUAUAGAGCCCCUGAAUUACUUUAUGGUGCAAGACUUUAUAAUACUGGUAUUGAUAUGUGGGCGGUUGGUUGUAUAUUAGCAGAAUUAUUAUUACGUGCACCUUUCUUACCUGGAGAAUCUGACUUGGAUCAACUUACUAGGAUAUUUCAGACACUAGGUACCCCAACCGAAGAAACAUGGCCAGGCAUGACGGAAUUAUCCGAUUUUAUUCAAUUCAAACCUUUUCCGGGAAUGCCAUUGAAGGAUAUAUUCACUGCUGCAAGCGAUGAUUUAUUAGAUUUAAUUGCUUGUCUAUUAAAUGUUAAUCCAUUAGAGAGAUGUACAUGCGACCAAGCGUUACAAAUGCCAUACUUUAGCAACAAACCAGGUCCGACACCUGGAUCUAGAUUACCUCUUCCAAUGACAAUAAAACAUCAGCCAGAAGAAAAGAUAAGUUUGAAGCGUAAAUUAUUGGAGACCAUAGAAGGUGCUCCCCUUGCUAAAAGACUACAAUUUUGAUGUAUAUUUUGAACAAACAAUGAUAAGAUUUAUCAUCACGAGUUUGUUAAUUUUAGUUAUUAAGUCUAUUUAAGGAUUGCCAAAUAAAUAUAAAUACUUUGAAUGUUA